GGUGUACGGUUCACAGUGUCCGACGUAUACGCUUACGGUUAUAUAAUGCUGAGCUUGAUAUCCAAGAGACUCACUACAAUAGAGGGCCUUAGCAAUGAGGAGCCCCUUGUGUCUGAAUGGGCAUUUGAAGAAUGUGAGAAACAAAUGUGCAAGGGAGGCAGUUGCUCACUUGUGGAUGUCAGCCUGAAGACGCAUGAUGGUUUCAAUCACAAUGAUGGAGUUCAACUUACAAAGUUGGGGUUGGAGUGUAUAAAUUCGGAGGGGUUUAAACGUCCUACAAUGAAGCAAGUUGUGAAGCGCCUACUCAACUUGCGUGUCCUACGCACUCAUCACCAAGAACUAGGAAUCAAGCA
Messenger RNA from Cuscuta epithymum, 353 nucleotides. The record is from the annotation of a GenBank genome assembly. NCBI's taxonomy places the organism in Eukaryota, Viridiplantae, Streptophyta, Magnoliopsida, Solanales, Convolvulaceae.